AUGAAAACUUUUAAUUUUAUUUUUGUUUUAAUUUGUUUAUUAUUCAUUGCCAAUAAUGUGAAUGGACAAUGUUCAGCUAACGCAUUGGCACAAUAUUUCAAUGGUUCAAUCAUUGGUGUCAAGAUUAUCUAUUUCGAACAAACCGGUUCAGUUACAUACAUGAUUGGAAAUUCAUUGUAUUCACCACAAUUCUCAACAGAUCUAUCCAAUGUCAAUUCAUUCAAUUCAAUUUCAUCCAACAAUGUUAACUGUUCAAACAAUAACAAGAAACAACCAUUCGAUGUCAAUCAAGUAUCAUUCCCAUUCUCUGAUGCCAGAUCACUCACUAUCUCAAGAAAUGGUGCAGUCAGUAUGUUGAUCAGAGGAAUCAAAUUGGAAUUCCAAUUUUCAUAUUGUUCAUCAUCGAUGGCAUUUGGAAUUGCAAACAAUUCGAUUCCAUAUUCAUUCUAUUUCUCAUUCAACCAGAAUUCACAAUUUGGAUUGACAUGUAAUGAUAGCAAUGUUGUCACUGAAACUCCAAAACCAACCACCAACAACAAUAACACCAACACUAAUAAUAUCACAGUCUCAAGCUACAUUGUCAACCAAUGGACAACUGACAACAUCAAUUAUUAUCAAUUCGAUGGUGUCAUUGAAAACAAUAGCAACAAGGUAAUCAAAUCAUUGAUUCUCAGUUCCUCAGUUCAACUUCGUGAUGAUUCUUCUUCGAUUUGGGAUCUUGUCAGAGUCAACAACAACAAUCAACAACCAUCAAGCUAUACAUUGCCAUCAUAUGUCAAUCAAAUUGCAAUUGAUUCAAAGUAUAGAUUUGGAUACAUCACCAAAUCCGACAAAAAUCCAACUUUCAAUAUUGGUUCUGUUACUUAUCAAUAA
Heterostelium album PN500 is the source of this 873-nucleotide messenger RNA. Its product is annotated as carbohydrate-binding domain-containing protein. Bases 1 to 873 code for a protein of 290 amino acids. Gene Ontology annotation, molecular function: carbohydrate binding. The transcript has a single exon. The record is from RefSeq and is a predicted model, not a curated record. NCBI's taxonomy places the organism in Eukaryota, Evosea, Eumycetozoa, Acytosteliales, Acytosteliaceae.